UACACACUGAGGGCUGAGGGGGAGUGUCGUGCUGGAGGAGCUGAGCGCUGCUGCUGCUGCUGCUGUUUGAUUAGCGCUGCUGUGAAGCUCUAUUGCCGGAUUCGGAUUUACAGCAGAAAAACGCUUAAGAUGGCUAAAAAGGCGCAGAAAUCACAAAAGAAACCACACUUCAGUGUAUACAUUGACAAUUCAAUGUGAUCAAUGGAAAGCUAAUGGCAAUCAGGAACUCUAAAGCCCAGGGUUUUUCUAGCAGCGGUGUCACAGAUCAAAACGGCUUAAAGGCUUUGGACCUAAAACAAAGAGAAACCACAGGACUGUUAAAAAAAUCUAACUUGCAAAACAUUUGAAUGACUAUUUUUAUCAAGUUGAUGGAGCAGAAAGCCUUAACAAAAGUCUGAGCAACAGUAUAUUUUGUACGAAUAUAAGUUAAGUGAGCACGAAAAUAUUUGGGGAAAUGUAGUACCAUGUGUGGACAACAGAAGAUGUUGCCAGUCAAAGCAUCACGUUUUACUGAUCUACUUGAUAUCAAGAUAAAAUAAAUAAUAAUAAUAAUAAUAACAAUGCAGAAACCAACCCACUGACUGUCACUGCCAACCCCGGGUUUGAGGAGGAGCCAUGGGUUGUGGAGGCUCUAGGACUGAUGCUUUGGAGCCGCGUUACUUGGAGAGCUGGACCAAAGAAACAGAAUCCACCUGGCUCACCAGCACAGACGCUGACAUACCCCUGUCCUCGAUCCACAGCAUCCCCUCAGAGAACUCGUCCGAGGUGGGCUAUGGAGCUGAAAAAACAGCCAGUCCUGAUAUCUUUGAUGACGGCCUGCCAUCUCCUGCUCAGGCGUAUCUGAAAGUGUGUUCUGCCAUGUCUGAGGCCAGCCUCAGUGAUGUGAAAAGCAGCAGUACACCUUCCAUACUGACCUCACAGCAAGAAGAGCUGUCUUCACCGAGCUCAACAGUGCAGAGGAGAAGUGUCUUGUGCACUGAGGAAAUUACCAAGUGGCAAGACAACAGAAUGUCCACCAAGCAGGUGACCAUCACAGUGACUCAGAGCAUCCGUCAGGUGGACAAGAGUGGAAAGAUCAAGGAGAAGUCCCACACAACAUGCGAGGUCAUGAAACCUCGGGAUAGCUUGAAGGAAGCAGCAGUAGAAGCUGUGCUGAAAUGAGAACAAUAACCCAAAGGAGGCACCUCAAACGGAGUGGAGUAGUAGGACACUUUAGAUCCUCAGCCCUGUGAAAACUGUGAUGAACAGCAAGCACUGUGGACCAAAGAGCAGAAGGCAGGUCCGAUCUGAAGCACACAGGCCUGUGUUUGGACAUGCAGCCCCUGCCUGAUGGACUUUAUUAGGAUUUAUUUUGAGUUCAGUGGUCUAAAGGUUUGAUUCGUAAUUCAUAUUUUCACUUAUAAUUCUAUGUAUGUUGCUACUGCUGUACUGUAAUAGUGGUAGCUGACUAUUUGAAGUGAUCUUGAAAUUUUAAAAUGUUUUAAACUUCUAGGUUUUUUUGAAAUUGUAACAUACAGGGUACUAGGGUUGGUGUGAUAUGGUAAAAAAAAUAUUAUUGUAUCAUGAUAUUUAAAGACAUCUUGCUGCAGACAUUGUAUCAGAUUCUUAGAAAACAGCUAAUCAAUAUACCACAGUUAUUUUAAAUACAGUGAUUUUAGUACAAAGUGUGCUCCACUUCAUCCCAUUAAACAGGAUUAAUUCCUCUUUCUGUAAUGAAAAGUGAAGUUGGUCAGUGUUUUUAAGAACUGAUAACCUAUUAUUUUUCAUAAUAAUACAUUUAUCAUGAUACAAUAAAAUAUUGUCAUAUUGCCAAGCCCUACAGGGCACAUAUUGGACAAUCAAAGAGGCAAGAAAAACAAAAGUGACCUCUAAAGUUACUUCAAUAUUAACUGGAGUAUCCUCUUAAUAAAGAGUAUCUUUGAACGGUUUGAUAAUGUAUUCAUUAUCAUCAUAAAGGUCAUCUCAGUUAUCAAUCCACAGUUACAAGGUCUACUGGCUUUAUUCAUGAACCAAUAGAACAGGGUAUAUUGUAGCACCGUUCUGUGCUAAGAGUACUAUUGUUUGUUUUAUUCAUAAAUUCUGUUUAACAUAAAUUCUAUUUUCAUGUUAAGCUAAGUUUAGUAACUUUUUGUUUUUUUUAAAUGACCAAUUCAUGUUUUGAAUGUUGUGUUAGAAAUAUCCAAAGGUAUGUGUUUUACACUAUCAGUAUUCCUUUUUGCUAUGCUUAUUACAGAUCAUGUGCAUUCAUCAUCUCAGAGAGAAACCUCUAACACUAACCUUUGUCACUAAGAUGCCUCAAAUCAGGUUACCUGACCUUCCCUUAAAUUCAGUAUGUGUCUACUCAUAAUUGUGAAUGAUAGUUUUAAAAUCAACCUGAAACUAUGAAUGCUUCACAGGAAAGAAUCUCUAGAAUACACUUUUAAAAGAAGUUUUUUGUCUGUUUAAAUUAUUUUGUGCUGAGUAAAAUUAAACAAGUCUAAAUUGUCCAAUAAAAAGAUUUGAAAAAUGAAA
This is a messenger RNA of Astyanax mexicanus (Mexican tetra), 2511 nucleotides long. RefSeq names its product BAALC binder of MAP3K1 and KLF4 b (gene baalcb). Lineage: Eukaryota; Metazoa; Chordata; Actinopteri; Characiformes; Acestrorhamphidae. Gene Ontology annotation, cellular component: cytoplasm. The coding region runs from base 616 to 1161 and encodes 181 amino acids. The record is from RefSeq and is a predicted model, not a curated record. The transcript is spliced from 4 exons.